Messenger RNA from Erpetoichthys calabaricus (reedfish), 6005 nucleotides. Its product is annotated as heparan-sulfate 6-O-sulfotransferase 1. The transcript is spliced from 2 exons. Gene Ontology annotation, molecular function: heparan sulfate 6-sulfotransferase activity. The record is from RefSeq and is a predicted model, not a curated record. NCBI's taxonomy places the organism in Eukaryota, Metazoa, Chordata, Cladistia, Polypteriformes, Polypteridae. Bases 185 to 793 code for a protein of 202 amino acids. Gene Ontology annotation, cellular component: membrane.
CUUUUGUUUUUUUUAAGCGCACAUUGGAUUAUGGAACUAAGUUAAGAAAUGAAAUGGCCAUUUACCGUGUGAUUUUCCAAGCAGAAAGUUUUACUAUAUCACUCUUCUGAGAGACCCAGUUUCACGUUACUUAAGUGAAUGGAGGCAUGUCCAGCGAGGGGCCACGUGGAAGACCUCACUCCACAUGUGUGAUGGACGGACCCCCACCCCAGAAGAGCUGCCCUCUUGUUAUGAAGGUACAGACUGGUCUGGCUGCACUUUGCAGCAGUUCAUGGACUGUCCCUACAAUCUUGCAAACAAUCGACAGGUGAGAAUGCUGGCUGACCUCAGUUUGGUGGGAUGCUAUAAUAUGUCCUUUAUUCCUGAAAAAAAGCGGGCCCAGAUUCUUUUGGAAAGUGCAAAGAAAAAUCUGAAAGACAUGGCUUUUUUUGGCCUAACAGAGUUCCAACGAAAAACCCAGUACUUGUUUGAGAGGACCUUCAAUCUGAAAUUCAUCCGGCCUUUCUUGCAGUACAACAGCACACGGGCAGCAGGUGUGGAUGUGGAUAAUGACACUAUACUACGUAUUGAGGAACUUAAUGACCUUGACAUGCAACUGUAUGACUAUGCUAAAGACCUCUUUCAACAGCGGUAUCAGUAUAAGAGACAGCUGGAUCGCAUGGAACAGAGAAUAAAGAAUCGGGAAGAACGGCGGAUGCACCGUUCCAAUGAAGAAUUCCCCCAGGAAGAAACGGAAGAGCAAGGACGUCUGCCUACCGAGGACUACAUGAGUCACAUAAUUGAAAAAUGGUAGCCAAGUCAGUGGCUACAUCUUAAAAUCACUAAAGUCCUUAAUGACUAUAUAAUCAAAACUAGUACCAGAGCUUGUCAUCUCUGGUGCCCAUAUGCUCUGUCUUUAAGACAGUAGGGUUGAUGCAUUGUUGAGAAGUCUGUUGACUCUGGUGACAAGUAUUGCUACUCAAAAAUACUCGUCUGUAAGGCCAGCUUGCAAAGAUAUUGACUGGUCACCAUAGCACUUCUCAAUGUUCUCAAGACUAUGAGCCCACAAUGACUUCAUUUGCGUCUUCCAGGUUGUGAAAUACCAUGGAAGUGAAACAAACCUACAAACUUAAUUUAAAAAUGUAAGAAAAAAUCUGUUAAACAGAGAUUAUUUGUGCUAAAAAUAUAUAUCCAAAAAUAACAGACAGUAAAAUGUGAUCAGAAUGUUUUUAAGUGGAUCACAUAAUUUAAUUAUAAAUUAUGAGAACAAACUGCAGCCUAAUAAUAAGAUUCUGUCCAAACAUUCUGGUCUCAAGUCACUAAAGUAAGACUUUAAUUGUUUUUAUUUUGGUUUUAUUCAAAAAAUUAUUUUAACAGCAUUAUGGACAGGUCAUUGUUUAAAAUGUUCUUUGUUUUAAAUCUGCAAUCACUUUAAGUUAUGCUGUGCAUUAUACUAACAAGUUAAAUGACUUUUUACCUGUAAUACUCCUAGUCCUAGACUUGUCCUUGUCCUGUCAUAGGAUUGAAUUAAUCCAUCUACCUACAAUCUACCUAUUUUGCUUUGAUAGUAAGGUCAAAUAUUGUUCGCUGAAACAUCUGUUUAUGUUCAGCAGUAUACUCUGUAGUGGGGAGCACUGAGAGAAAUGCCCCAGUAGAGGCACUUACUCCACAGAAGCCAGUGAGAGGCUUUCUUUUGUUUAAAGCAACAGGGUUCACCCUGUUGAAAAGCACACAUACUCUUCAGAGAUUUUUUUAUCAAUUCCUGAAUACAAGGAAGCUAUAAUCAACACAGAAAUUAUGGUUUCUUUUUAUUGCCUUUCAUUCUUGGCUCCUGACAUUGAAAUCCUGUGUCUUUCCCACCCAACUGUUUUUAGAAAUAUUGAGUGUCCCUUUUUGUGCACACUACAAAAAGCAACCCCACUGCACUUCAAAGAAAUGAUUUGGCCUUAAAAUUGGUAUUGUUUUACAUUUGUAUAACCUUGCUCUGAAUCUGUUUUUAUAUAUGUUUUUCUUUAAUUGGGUACACUUAAAGUUUCCAGACAGGACUUUCUUUUUUUGUUUGAAUUUUGUGUGGAAAUUGAGUUCUUUGAUACUGUACACAUGUGCAAAAUCUCUUGUGGAUUUAUUGUGGCUUGAAUCUCAGUGAGAGAUGCUUUCUCAGGGUUAAAACCGAUGUCUUACUGACACACUAAUGUUUCAAUAUGGGAACAAAGAUGUCAGCACAGGGGAUUUAAUGAUGCAUUUUUAUGCUCUUUUUCUUUUUUCAAAAAAAAAAAAAAAAAACCUCUUUAGCACAUUACUCCUGUUGUACAAAUAAAUCCUUUUGAUCUUCAUUUUGGGUGAAAACAAGAGAUUUUAAUCAUGUAUUGAUAAUGUGCUAAAAUGGGCGAGAUUUUAUAAAGUUUAAUGAUUUAAGCUGUUUUAUUUUUGUGUAAUAACUCCUGAUUACUUUGGUGGCCUUAAAACCUUAAAAGGAAUCAAACUGUUGUCUCUUACUAAAUGAUUAAUGUGAUGAUGGCUAAGUGCAGUCCAGUUGACAUCCUUAUCGCCAUUAACUUUUUGACAUUCAAAACAGUUAUAAAAAUGUGAAUGCAGCAGCCCAUUGCAAACUACUGUAUUUCUUCUCUUCCACUGGAAAGGUUUUAACAGCAAUGUUAUUCUAAGAUGUUUAUAUGCAGACAAUUAUACGGGUAGCAUGCAGAAGCAUCUCAUCUUUAUGGAGUAAUAUUACACAAAUAGAAAAAAGUACAUUUGUCCUAGUUACUGCACAAAAAAGGAAUGACUAAACAAAAAGUUUUUGUUUUCUGCUACAAAGAGAAAAAUCCCUUCUUGUCUUAUGAUCUGCCGUGUCUUUGCAGGUUUCCUAAAUGCAAAAGUAUGAAAUUCAGUUCUGGAAUGUGUGUAGUGGCUGAAGAUUUUCCCUCAACACAUUUUUUCUGCUAGUGAAACAUCAUGUGAUUCUAGGACUAUUUAAUGCUCUCAUUCUGCCGCAUCGGACAAUUCUAAUAUUGUAGACCUUCCAUUUUCUGACAAUUUUUGUGGACCAGUUCAGAUUUUACCUUUUCAGAUAUUCACUUUUCCUCUCCCUAUUCUUGAUAGAAAUGAAAGUUGGACAAAACAAAUUGCUGCAAAUAGGACUAAUAAAUAGAUGGGUAUCUGAGGCUUGUUAUUUGAAUCUCUUUGUUAAUUGGCAUCUGUUAAAAAAAAAAACAAGCAAUUAAAGGCUCUGAAUGCAGCUGUUUAAGAUUGUUGUUUAAGCUGUUUAAGCAAUUAAGGGUUCAGAACACAAGUGAGUAAACAGAAGUAAAGCCAAAAAAUGGAUGUUGCAUUAGUAGCAGUAAUUGGCUUCUAAUUAAAAGACUGGCAAGAACUGAGUUGAACACCUUUGCUCUAAUUAGUUACACUGCUGUUUGGGGUCACAGGGCUUCAGGAUAACCAGACUCAAACAUCAGCGAUAUCUCGACAGAAAUGUCAAAUUUAAAUUCUGGGUUUGCUAGGUUUCACAAUAUCCCACUUUAAAAGCGACCUUUCUGUUUACUUUAUUAAAAAAAAUAACAAUGUUAGGUAUUGUAGCCAUUAUAAUUAUAGGGUCAGUAAUUUUAUGUCAUGACCAGUUCACUUUAGUAAUACUUGCAAAUCUUUCUUCUCAGUCAUCUCAGAAAAGCCUGCAAAGCAUUAAAAGGUUGUUUCCAAGUUUUAGGUCCAAAUUCUGGAGUACUAGCUUCUUUAAAACAUGUAUUUUCCCAGCCAUACUCCAUCUUGACAAGAUUGGGUUUUCUUUUUUAUCAUUUCUGAUAUGAGCAAAUUAAAAAAAGUCACAGUAACAUUCUUUAUGUUAUAAAUGUACCUUGAGUUAUUAAGUGAUUCAUUUAAAACAAUCCAAAUAUCUUAACUGGACUGCCUUUGCUAAGAAUGAAUUAUGCGUUAACAUGCCAUAGAUAACUCACGACAGUUCACCGGGGUCACCUUACAAGAACUGAACAGCAUUGGGUAGGAUAUGGUUGAAUCCAACAAUCAGGCCUUACAAUAUGCAAGAAUCCCUAAUUUGUUGGCAAUCUCUUCAAGCAAACUGAAAGUAUGACAACAUGCUGUCUCUUUUUGUUGAUGUCAGAUUUUUUUCUUUCUUUUUUUUUUUUAAAUGGCAUAAAAUUUGGCAAGUUAACCUUUUGCUAAACAUGAGCACUUCAGAUACUGAGAUGACCAUCUGCUACAUUCAUAGUGACAUGUAGUGUGUUCUAGCCAACACACAAUGGAGUAUGGCUAGGACAAUGAGGUAUCCAUUUUAAUUUCCCCCAGCUUUGUGUAGCAUUUCUUGUGGCUUGGUUGUCACCUCUCACUGUGCAGCCAAAUGUUUCAGUGGAGUUUGUCAGUGGUCAUAACACUCAAUGACAUUGUGUUAAGAGUGUUUUACAAAAGAGCUUUUGGCUGAUAGUUUACUUUUUAGAAAAGAGCAUAUAAGCUAAAAUAUUGCCAAAGUAGAGCUGGUUAGUUAACUAAGAUGUAAUUUGUCCCAAUACAUAUGCAAAAAUGUAAACAUUGUUGGACAGGGACUCAACUUUUCAUCAAUGGGGGGGGAGAUAAACCUGAGAAGUUUAUUGGUCAUAAAUAUUUAAUUCUCUUGAAACAGCUUUAUAUUUUGCAAUUUAGCUUUUAGCUAGUCUUCCCUUUGUCUGUGUUUGGUGUCACACAUGCAUUUCUGUUGUUAAAUUUGUCCCUUGAGCUCUGUAAACAUGUUCUUCAUAGCCUACCUCAUAAAACUACGUUCUUGUCCGUCUCCCAUAUGAUUCUUUAAUCCUAUAAAUAUUCUGCAUUUUUUCUUUUGCAACCCUCUUUCUAAAUAACCCACUUAGCCAUGGUCAUACAUUCAAGUCUCUUCUGUUUUCUUCUCAAAUUUUACUUGUUCUCAGAUUUUCUCACAGAGACAUUCCUCCUCAGCUGUAUAUGUCCAGUAUUGCAUAUGUAUUUCUGGUAUCUGAACAUGGAAGUUAUUCAAAAAUUGUCUUUUUGCUUAUGUUUGGGGCAUUCCCAUUCUAACUGUUUGCAUCCCAGAGGGAACAAACAAAUCACUUGUACUGUUACUGUUAUAGAAUUUACCCAAAAAACGCAGAGUGCUCAAUCACAUGACACAUAACCAAUAUUUUGAAAAGUCACAGAAUGGGGUCCCCCUGCAUUUCAAGAAGUAAACAACUACAAUCUGUAUAAGGUGUGUAAAGCCCUUACAAAUACUGUGCAAAUUGGGCCUCUUGGACACUGAAUGAAGAACAUUCUCAUUCACACAGAAUCCGCCUUCCUUCCCUGUUAUCGUUGAUGUGUAAAUCAGCAUUCAAAUUCAAAUCACAGGCACCACCACAGAACAUAAAGCUGGUAUAACACCUUGAUCACCUAAUUCCUUAAGUUUUCAAAAUCCCUCUUUGAUUUUGGUAGUCUACUUUUCCACUCUUAAAUAUAAUGUGGCAUCCUUCAGUUUAAGCUUAACAUUCAUUAAUACAAUCAAUUAAUUGUGAUCACUGAUUGUCACUUAAAGUGGUUUUCUGAUGAAGACAAUGGUUUGAUCUUUCAGCCCAAUCAGAGUGGCAUCUCAUGCAGCGGAAGAGACUCAUUCACAUGUAAAACUCUCUGGCUUGACUUUCACAACAUGUAUGCUAUCAUUUCCAUCAGUUUAUAGUGUACAGUUUCAGUACCAGGGAGACUGUCAGUUAUAGUCAACAAGAAAAAAAAUAGUCUAGUGUAAAACUUAAGCAACAAACUUAAUGUACUCUGUCAUUGUGUUGAUUUAAUUUUUCCCGCAUACAGUUUGCCUUUCCCACACUUUGUUUUUCUGUGCUUAAAAAAAAUGUUCCAGAAUAUGCUAUACUUGAGUGGAGAGAUCCCUGAGUAGAGUGUUCUUACUGAAUGUAGUAUGUGGUGUGGAGACAUGACAGUUUAAGACCGUAUGUGUUCUGCUCUUACUGUACACUGCUCUGAGAAUUGAGGUUGUUCCUACAAAAUGGAUCAUCCAGCCAUCAAUAAACAAAUGUCAUUUUUAA